CCAAUCAACCGGAAUAGAUAAAAAAUCUUAUCAUUUUUUUUGCAUCUUGAAAAAAUUUUGAAAUUUUCUCAAAAUUCCUCGCGCUGCAUCAUUUUUAACGAUUUAUUCCAAUGAUUUACUAAAUAAUCGAUCCUUGGAGAAUUCAAACCAACACUGCGACCCAAAAAAGUGAUAAUGAUUUUGAAAAACUUAUGGAAAUUGAGUCAACCAACGCAGACGAGAUGUUUCUCCGUAAGUGCCUUGUUAAACAAGAAGGUAUCCGGUAAAUACUUCCCAACGAGGAACCAUUCUUCACCAUUAACGUACGAAAUGGCUCAUCCUCCUGAAGACAUAGGUCACCAGAAAUCAUGGAAUUCUUUGAAUACUUCUGCGUUGCUUGACGGAUUGAGAACUAGCGAGACGACGGUCGAGGACGAGUUCAUUAGAAGGUUUAUGAAAGGAACUUGGCAUAAUUUAUUCGUUUCCGAAGUUAUAAUUAAAAGGCACCAUAAUAUUAUUCGAAUAGCUGGUAUCGUUUAUCAAGGUAUAACCCAACGUAAAAUGUAUUUUUUGAUCGGAUACUCCGAAGAAUUGCUCAGUUAUUGGUUGCAAUGUCCUGUGAAGCUGGAACUUCAAACCGUUAACGAUAGGAAAGCGGUAGUUUAUAAGCAUAUAUAAGAAUUUCAUGUCUCGUUUUAUUUGUAAUUAAAGUGUUAUAGUUUCGGUGUA
Messenger RNA from Planococcus citri (citrus mealybug), 708 nucleotides. RefSeq names its product mitochondrial ribosomal protein S24 (gene mRpS24). Gene Ontology annotation, biological process: translation. The record is from RefSeq and is a predicted model, not a curated record. The coding region runs from base 175 to 657 and encodes 160 amino acids. NCBI's taxonomy places the organism in Eukaryota, Metazoa, Arthropoda, Insecta, Hemiptera, Pseudococcidae. The transcript is spliced from 3 exons. Gene Ontology annotation, cellular component: mitochondrion.